AUGGCGGUCGACGUGUGCCCAGCUGACUUCACCAGCUACCUCGCCGAGGAGGAGAGCAUCUUUCCCUGUGCUCUGACCUUUUGUCGGCCUCGACUGCUGGGGGAGGAGGGCCUGCCCUUCGCCGAGGUGGAGUACCAAGACAAGAUCCACUCGGUGCUGGAGUGGCCUUGCCUGGGACUGCCUUUCGCCUUCGCCGAAGGUCAUCUGCAGGUUCGCGUGUUCCUGGCCGAUGAUGAGGCUUCCUACCUUCAGGAGAAACGCCGCCCGCUGGGUGGUUUCCGCGUUUCCCUCCAGGACCUGGAACUCCGGUCCAUGACCUCCCAGGAGGUGUGGAUGCCCCUGUCCCGCCGUGGGUUGGAGGAGGAGGAGGCGCAGAGCCUAUCGCCCAUCCAUCGACGGCCUUUGGGACCCUCCAUGCGCAUACUGCUCCAGCACCGGGAAAGUCUCGAGAAACGAGUUUGGGCACUUUCCGUCGCAGAGAGGCACGCACGCCGUCGUACCUCCAGCAGCUCCAUGGCUGUGGGCAUCGAGCCUUUCGUCCACAGGCCCGAGGUGGCGGAGGGCUCUGGGUCCGUGGCGCGGUGGCGGCAGAAGUUUGAGAAGCAGCAGGAGCACACCGAGAUGUUGCUUCAACAGCAUGACGAGGCGCUGACUACUCUUGCGAGAGAAUCCCAGUCUCGACUUCAGAAAGCCGCCUCAGUGGCAGACUGCGCCCAUCGGCAGUCGCUGGCUUGCCUGGUCGAUGCUUGCCUCAGGAGCUGGGCAGCAUGGGUGGCUGCGGAGAAACGCGAACGCCAGUUCGAGCAGGUGGCUGAGGACCUUCAGGCCUUCCGCGAUCGCUGCUGCUCCAGCCGCAGUGCGGGCCAAGCGAAGGUUCUGGAGCUGCGCAGCGAGCAUGAGAAGGCGCAGCAGGAGGCUAAGCGGCAGGGGGCCUUGCGCCAAAAGAACUUGAUCACCUUAGCGUCCUGGCUGUUGCACGGAGAAAUGAGGUCUCAGGCGUACACGUGCUUCAACGCCUGGGUGCUCCAUGUGUGUCAGCGUGCCUUCCUCCAGCGCAUCCACGACACGCAGAAUGCCAAGCAUAGCCAGUUGUUCCUGCUCUCUGCCCUGCUGGCGUGGCGCUCUCUUUGCGGAGAUGAGCAGCUGGAGAGCCUUGUGGCACAGUGCCACCAGAAGGAGGUCUCCGCCUCUCGCAUGGCUCGCGCUGCUUCAGCCGAGGCUUUUGCGAGCUGCGUCGAGCGUACAGCACGCAAAGGCGUGCUGGAGGCGUCCCUGGAUUCCUGGGUGAACUACCUCGGCCGGACCCGGUUCAAUCAGGAGCUGGGAGGGGUCUUCUUCGACCUCACCGGACGUCUGGAUGCGAAGCGUCUCCUGGAGUCGACGCUGCUCACUUGGCACUCGGCGGUCUGCCAUGCCGACGCUCAGAUCCAGGCCGAGCGUGCCGGGCGCCGCGCUCGGGCGCGGAGACGCCGAGAGCUGACGCUGCGAGUGAUGGAUGCACCAGCCGCUGUGCGCAUGAACGGCGCGGCCUGGUUUGCCUUCUGCCGCUGGCGCGAUGUUGUGCAAGAGCAGUGCUUUCAGAAGGUCAUGGAGUCCCAUCUGACACAGAAGGAGCAGGCCCAAGCCGAGAUCCUGAGCGCGACAAAGGAAUUGGCGAGUCUCCAGGACAACAUGGCCCUUGAAGAGAAGCAGUGGGCCUCGGAGCGAGUGGACCUUUGGGAUCGCCUCCAGCACUUGCGGGUGAUGCUGACGGAGAGCAAGGCGAAGCGUCAGGAGCUGCACGAUCAACGGCUGCUUUUGGAGGCGAGAAAGGAGCAGCUGCUGUCUGAGAGGACCUAG
Symbiodinium natans is the source of this 1839-nucleotide messenger RNA. The record is from the annotation of a GenBank genome assembly. NCBI's taxonomy places the organism in Eukaryota, Dinophyceae, Suessiales, Symbiodiniaceae.